CAUUACAGCGGUGUGCGCGCCGCGAACAUUGAGAAGCGCCGAGCCGCGCUCCCAGUCGCCUGCCCGCCCGUUUGCCUGUGAGCCUGCACGGACAAAGUGGAAGCAGCCAAGCCGCCCGCACACCGGAGCCCAGUGGAAACCUGUCCCGUGCGAUCCUUCGUGGAGUGUCCGAAGAAGCCCUCGACGCGCCAGUCGGGCGCUUUUGUGGAGGGGGCGGCUCUUGUUUUUGUUGUCGGUCGGUGGGAGACGACGGCAGCGUCGGUGGCGGCUGCUGCUGCUGCUUCUUCUUCUUCUGCUGAGACGGCUGCUGAGCGAUUGCGCCGUUUUUGUGUGGAUGUGUGUAUGUGUGUGUGUGCGCGCGUGAACGCGCGUGUGUCAGAUGCACAUAUUUUAUGGUAAACUGAAAAUGCACAUCCGAAUCUCGUAACGGCUCCGGACCCGGGGGGCCUUCAGCCGUGCGGCAUCGACCCUCGCCAGCCCUGCUCUCCCUCCUUCAGCUUCGAUCGCUCCUCUUCUUCUUCUUCUUCUGCUGCUGAUUCUUCUUCUUGUUGUUUUCUGGAGGACGUUUCGUCACGAUGAAAUGAAAAAAAAGGAAGGAAGGGUUUAUCUGAGGCGCCCGCUGCCUUCUGUCAUGCUCGCCAACUGACAGGACUUUGCUGGCUCGAAGAGCUUCUCGGUAGCCCCCGGAUCGCACCUUUGGAUGUUGUGUAGCUGCGAACGAACGACUGGGCGGAAACAAAAGCCUCGCAGAUUUGCUGUUUAGCGAUUUACUGGAAAGUGGAACGAGGAUGAAAACAUUUGACGACGCGUUCCGACUGCUGACAGGACGCGGCGGUGAGUGGCGCUAGAAACACAGGAUCGCGAAAGGAGAGAGCCCUGAGCGCCGCCGAAUAACUUUACUACGGGGGCUUUAUUUGAUCUUUACUCACCAGAAGGAGGAACGGAUUGGCUCCUUCAACUUGGCCACUGUUUAUCUUCUCCACGGCCAUCACGGACCUCUAGCGCUUGGCGGACGUGUAUUGCAGCGAAACGGCCUCUCUCCCUGUGAUCAAGUUGUCCCAAAUUCAAUCAAUAAAAACGAAAGGGACUUGAAGAGGAGCAGAAAAAAAAGUGGGCUGAGGGUGGGAGGGGGGAGGUCAGCCCGUUUCAUGUGAUCGUUUUCAGCAGACAACACGCCGGGAAUUGUUUUUGCUCCUCGUGUGUGGAUUAUGUGCUCAUUUUAAUCAAACCGAAAGCACAGAUUUGCUGGGGAUGUGCUGCUGAGGCUCGCUGGAUUACGCAGGAUCGGUUUUGUUUUGAAUCGCCUUGGAUGAGGACCCCCUCCCUUUCCUGACCUGGAUUUCACUUGCCACUGGAAACUCCUGUCUGGAUUUACAAGUCUCACGGAGAUUUUUAUUUAUUUAUUUUUUUUUUAAGGGGGGAUUGGCUUUGCUCAAGCACUUACACUUCGGCUCUUCUUUUUUUUUGUGGAUAUUAAACCUUCCCCCCUUCCUUUUUUUUUCCCCUUUGCAUUUCAUCUUCUGGGAGCUAAAGGGGCCUGAUUGGGUUCACUUUGAAGUUCUUGGCUCUGGUCCUCCUUUUGGUUUCCUUGUGUGGCCCGGUUUGGCUCUUUCUGAGUCCCGGUCCCGAUUCCGACAUGCCCAGCUCUGGUGAGCCGGUUCGCCGAGGAUCAUGACUGCAUCAGCGAACUGGGUGGCAAACGGGGCGAGCCUCGAAGACUGCCACUCCAACCUCUUCUCUCUGGCGGAGCUGACUGGCAUAAAGUGGAGGCGGUACAGAUUCCGAGGAAACGGCGAGUGUGGUCCGGUGAUCUCUGCUCCCGCUCACGAUGACCCCGUCCUCCGCAGCUUCACUCGCUGCGUGCAUGCCAACCUGCUCUGUGUCUGGCGCCGCUACGUCAAGCCCGAUGCCAAGCCUGAUGCCAAGGAGCUGUGGAUUUUCUGGUGGGGCGAGGAGCCAAACCUCGUCGACAUCAUUCAUCACGAGCUGGAGGUGGCAGAGGAAGGUCUCUGGGAAAGUGGGCUUUCUUACGAGUGCCGGACGUUGCUCUUCAAGGCCAUCCAUAACCUGCUUGAGAGGUGCCUGAUGGAUAAACGUUUUGUUCGGAUCGGGAAGUGGUUUGUGAAGCCGUACGAGAAAGAAGAGAAAACGGCAAACAACAGUGAGCACCUGUCCUGCGCCUUCACCUUCUUCCUCCAUGGAGAGAGCAAUGUUUGCACGAGCGUGGAGAUCGCUCAGCACCAGCCAGUGUACCUCAUCAACGAGGAGCACAUCACCUUUGCCCAGAAUGCCUCUUCCCCCUUCCAAGUGAUACUAAGCCCCUACGGCUUGAGUGGGACCCUGACGGGCCAAGCGUACAAGAUGUCCGACCCCGCCGUCCGUAAGCUAAUGGAGGAAUGGUGCUACUUCUAUCCAAUGGUGCUGCAGAAACAAGAAGGCAAGAAGGAGGAGUGCGAGCUUGGCUAUGACAGCAGCAGUCAUGUCGCUGUUGAAGUCAUCGUCGGUGGCGUGCGGAUGGUCUAUCCCUCGGCCUUUGUCCUCAUCGCUCAGAGUGACAUCCCUCAGGCUCAGCCGUUAUCUGCACAGGGGGUGAUGAGGGAGCCCACCAGCUGCGGCAUCCCCCUGACGCCCCCCACGUCUCCCGAGCAGACCUGUACAGGUGAAAGUGGGAUCCAGACUGUCCUCAAUGGUCUUCCACCUCAAGAGGGAAUCGUUGGGAACACAUACAGCCCGAAGCACACCGGGAAGACGCUGACCAAUCAGGCGGUCCAGCAUGUGUGGAAGGAGUGUUACAUGAACACGUGUCAGUACAAGGUGACUGUAUCUGGUGACAUGAACCCCGAUGAGGUUGUGUCAAAUGGAGCGCCAGAGUGGAGCUUCAUGAGUCCUGCGGGACGUGUGUCUUGCUGCUGCUCCAGGCAAAAGUUACAGAAGCAGCGACAACCGCCUGCAGUCAGUCGGACUUCAUCCAACCCUCCUCUGGGCUCCAACCCAGCGCCCCCAGCCACAGCACCUCUACCACCGCCCGCUCCGUCCAAGCACAAGGUGUUAGACAAGGUUGACAAGCUCGAGAAGCAGCCCAAGAGACUGCUCAUGACCCCUUUCCAUCACAGAGCCUCUGUGUGUGAAGACUUUAGCCUGGACCAGGACCCUGCUUCGGCGGGCACUCAGAAGCUGGCCAUUACCACAGUGGACCCCCCAAUGGAAGUGUUGCCAGGCCGAAAAUAUCCAAAACAGCUGCAAGCUCCAGGCAAAGCUCCAGAUUCCCCCAUGCACUCCCCCGUCUCCCCCCUUCCACCCACUCUCAGCCCACAUCCCCGAAGUCAAGACACCGAGGGGCUCGAGACAGCAGUAAGUCUGCCAGUGUACCAUGAACUGCCACCCGGGCCCAAGCCGCCUGAACCAAGUGAUACCACGUUAUAUGCCGCCCCCUUAGCUACUGGCAAAGAGGGCACAGGCUGGUGGCGAGACUUUGUGGUCCCCAUGGCGGAAGGUACGGAAUUCAGGCCACCAGAGCUGCACGCAGACAGGGCCGAGGUGAAGGUGGAGGCUGCUACAGAAGGCAUUGCACUAAAGAGGCUCUUUGCUCAGCCUUACAAGCGGUUCAAGGUGUCGGAGGACCGCGUACGAGAACACGUGCAGUCUCUCGGCUACUUGGACCACACCAGCGUAGAAGGCCGAGUGGACAUCUGUGACCCUGGCGACCCGUACACCUUUGUGGAUGAGGACAUCGAGUACAGGUUCACCAACAAGAGAGGGAAGGGGCCGUGUCAAGACAGAGACCCCAGCAAGAAGGGAAAGGCUGAAGACGGCUUUAAUUCCAGGGAGGCAACGCCAAGCAACUCUACCCCAGUGCCUGAUGGGAAGGAUGCCAUGUCCAUUUUCAGUCCUGCUCCUAAAUCAGAAGACUCGCGGCAGGACAGCGCUUCAGCCAAAGCAAACCCCAGCCUGACAAGGGAGACGGACCUCGUGGUCCUCAUAUCAGACCUGGAGAAUAUAUUUGACAACUCGGACGAGGAUGAGCUGGGGGCAACAUCUUCUACGCAGCGAUUGUCCAAGCCCCCGCCAGCAGAGGAUCGCCCCCUCGGGAAGGACGUGAAGGCGGCAGUACCAUAUCCACCAACAGUGGCAGAUCUUCAGAGGAUGUUCCCCACGCCGCCCUCUCUGGAACAGCAUCCUGCCUUCUCCCCCGUCAUGACCUACCGCGACGUCCUCAACUCGGAGCCGCCUAGCAGCCUGACGGCUGUAGAUAACACCAUCGCUUCUGGCAUCCACCUGUCUGAGUUCAAAAUGGAAGUCGAGGAGGGGCUGGCCAGUCCAAAGCCCGAGGAGAUCAAGGACUUUUCCUUUGUUUUUCAACCACUCCCAUUGCAGCCAGUGGUGGGUUCUUCCAUGUUUGCCCCUUUAAGGACCCUGCCCAGCCAAUGUCUGCCCCCAAUCAAGUUGCCAGAGUCCUGCUUCUACCGUCCAUCCUGGUCUGUGCCGCCCAAGAUGGAGCAGCUUCCACCCCUGCCACAACAUGCUUCCUUCACGAGAGAUGGAUACGUAAAUGUGCCUAGUGUGGGAAGCCCCCUGGAGCAGGACUACACCCAAAUGAGCACCCCUCAGACCAGCACGCCGGCAGCCGCCAACAGCACUGCCUCUGCCAGCAAUGCGGGGGUCCUGCCUUCUCCCUCACCCGCCACUCCGCGCUUCUCUGUGCCCACGCCCCGCACUCCAAGAACUCCCCGUACGCCCAGGGCGGGGGGGCCGGCCAGCGGCCAGGGCUCGGUCAAGUACGACGGGACAGACCUCUGCUCUCCGGCCUCCACUCCUUCCACUAGCCGUCCUCUCAGCUCCGUCGAGCCCUCAGCCUUGCCGCCCCUGCCCGAGGCUCACAGCCUCUACGUGGUGCUCAUCCUCUCGGACUCCGUGCUCAACAUCUUCAAGGACCGCAAUUUUGACAGCUGCUGCAUCUGUGCCUGCAAUAUGAACGUCAAAGGAGCCGACGUGGGGCUCUACAUCCCGGACUCCACGCGCGAGGACCAGUACCCCUGCAUGUGUGGCUUCAGUGCCAUCGUCAACCGCCGCCUUGCCCACGGCGCUGGCCUCUUCCUGGAGGACGAGCUCGAUAUCUUUGGCCGAGGCUCCGAGGUGGGCCAGGCAGCAGAGAGAAGGCUGGCGCUGUGCCGACGGACGUCCCCCGAGCCCCCUACGCCGCUGCUCAUUCUGCUGCAGGAGCAGUGCUCCCGGCCUCUCUAUUCCCUGAGCUCUCUGGACCAGUCGGCCGCCUGCUCCUGUCCCGGCCGACAGGGGGCGCUGGCCCAGAGCUGGGCGGCAGACAAGCUGUGGGCAGACAGCAGCGACUUGUGUGAGGAGUGCUUCAAUGCCCUCGAGCAGGGCCAGCAGUAUGUGGACAAUCCAGCCGGGGGGAAAGUGAAUCGAGUGCUUGUGAGGAGCAGCGGCCUUCAUCCCUGGUCACACACAAGCGUAUUGGACAUCAGUAUGCUGUCCUCUCAGGACGUCGUCCACAUGCUUCUGUCCCUUCAACCAUUCCUCCAAGAUGCCAUCCAGAAGAAACGCACUGGCCGGACAUGGGAGAACAUUCAGCAUGUGCAGGGCCCUCUGACCUGGCAGCAGUUCCACAAGAUGGCUGGGCGAGGCUCUUAUGGUUCAGACGAGUCCCCUGAGCCCCUGCCUAUCCCCACCUUGCUAGUGGGCUAUGACCGAGACUUCCUGACGCUGUCUCCACUGGCGCUGCCCUUUUGGGAGAAGCUUCUUCUGGAGCCAUAUGGAGGUCAGCGAGAUGCGGCUUUCCUAGUCGUUUGUCCGGACAACGAUGCCCUGAUCGAUGGUGCCAAUAAUUUCUUCCGGGACCUCAGCGCGGUGUACGAGACAUGCCGGCUGGGGAAACACCGCCCACUUAGCAAGAUCUCACGAGAUGGCAUUAUACGGGUGGGCAGCCUGGACUCCCAGCACCUUGCCGAGGAGCCGGAAGAUGAAUGGAUUGCACAGCCGUGGGGCAGCGAUGGAGAGGACGACAACCUGAGCAAACUGCGACUUUACGCCCACACCUGCAGAAAUCAGCUGGCCCCUCAGCUUGCCACCCUCUCGUUAGACAGCAGUCUUCUUCUACCUCCAAAACCACAGCCUGUGGCUGCCGCCAACCAAGCCUCAUCAGGCCUACUUCCUCCUCCUCCUCCUCCUCCUCCACCUCCUCCUUCUGCAGGAGCUGCCGGUACGACGGUAGGAUCCACAGUCACUCCUGUUUCCACGGCCAGUGGUGCAUCCCAGCCAUCCUUACCCGUGGUGGGCGGCAGCCAGGGGCAGAAUGGGGCAGAACGCACCCAAGGAAACUCCACGGCUGGCAGCGUUGCGGCUCCAGAGGCAGAAAACGGACAAAACUCAACACCAGCAGCACCAGCAGCCGCCGCUGCCACCACAGCUCCUCCUCCUCCUCCUCCUCCUCCUCCUCAAGAAGGGCAAGAAAAUUCGGCUGAGAGGGAACGAAUCGGAAUCCCCACAGAAGCAGAUUCUGCCGAUAGCCACGCUCACCCGCCAGCCAUUGUGGUUUAUGUGGUGGACCCGUUCCUGUGCUCCGCAGAGGAAGAGGAGGCCGAGCCCGGCAGCGUCUGGCUGCUCGGACUUCUCCGCUGCUACACGGACGUCCUGCAGAGUCUGCCGGAGGCCCUGCGGCCGGCACUGGUGUUGCAGGUGGUGCCGUGCCAGUAUCUGCUGCAGCCCGUGAAGGACGACCACAUGCACUAUAUCCAGCAGCUGCGCUCCCUGGCAUUCUCAGUGUACUCUCAGUGCCGCCGACUGCUUCCCGUGCAGACGCAUAUCAAGUCCCUGACGGGCUUUGGGCCUGCGUCUACCAUUGAGAACAUUCUGAAGAACCCAGAGCAGCACCCCUGCCCACUGCCAUUGUACUCCCCACCUUUUGUCCUAAGCCCGAUGCGCAACAAGCAACCAGAAUUGGGAGAAGCAGCCGGGGAGGCCAUGCAGCACUUUGGCGUGCUGUUUGUGGGUUACUGCCUGUCCCAUGACCAGCGCUGGCUCCUGGCAUCCUGUACGGAUCAGCAUGGCGAGCUGCUAGAGACAUGUGUCAUCAACAUUGACAUCCCGAACAGGGCACGUAGGACCAAGGUGUCUGCUCGGAAAAUGGGCCUGCAGAAGGUGUGGGACUGGUGCGUUGGCAUUAUCCAAAUGACAUCACUGCCCUGGCGAGUGGUAAUUGGCCGACUAGGUCGCUUAGGCCAUGGCGAGCUAAAAGACUGGAGCAUUCUUCUGGGGGAAAGUUCUCUGCAGUCCAUUACACGGCAGCUGAAGGAAACGUGUCGGAUAUGUGGGAUCUCCCCCAGCGACUCGCCUUCCAUUCUGAGUGCCUGCCUUGUGGCAAUGGAGCCCCAGGGGUCCUUCGUGGUAAUGCCAGACGCUGUGACGAUGGGCUCUGUGUUUGGCCGCAGUACGGCUCUCAACUUGCAAACCUCCCAGCUGAACACACCACAAGACGCAUCGUGCACUCACAUCCUGGUCUUCCCAACCUCUGCCACCACGUCGGAGACCUACACCAGCGAAGAUAACCCUGGCGCUGCUGUUCUGUCUCCAUCAGAUGACAUGUUUUACCUCCCUUUUCCCGACGAACUGGAGAACUACAUUGAAAGUGAAAUGAUGCUGAUCACCAGGAACCUGCAUCCUUCUCCCAACUCCUCCCCUGUCCCAUCCCCAGGGUCUCCUUCUGGGAUUGGUGGGGGUUGCCACUUCCAGCAGAGCCGGGGUCAAGGUGAGCGGCUUCUAUCCCGGGAGGCCCCAGAAGAACUGAAGCAGCAGCCGCUGGCUCUUGGUUACUAUGUGUCCACUGCCAAAGCUGAAGACCUUCCCCAGUGGUUUUGGGCAUCCUGCCCACAGGCUCAAUAUCAGUGUCCCCUGUUCCUCAAGGCCUCACUACACCACCAUAUCUCGAUUGCUCAUAUGGACGAACUUGCUGCAAAUAAGAAUUCCCAAAGGACGUCACAUCCCCUGGACUCCAAGAUUACCUCAGAGGUGUUAAGGUUUGUGCUGGAGCAGUACAACGCCCUCUCCUGGCUCACCUGCAGCCCAGCAUCCCAGGACCGCCGCUCCUGCCUGCCGGUCCACUUUGUUGUCCUGACACAGAUGUACAACGCCAUCCUGAACAUGCUCUAGCAGCAACGGGACGGGGCCCCCGGCCUUCCAGACCCUUCUUUGUGAGAGACUCGUACUCGAUACGUCUCCCCUCUCUGUUUACAAGAUUGCAGAGGACUUCUCUUUCUAACGUGUGUAAUGAGCGAGGCAAAGACGGGAAGAACGGCACAGCCAUCUCCAAGUGAGCGAUGAGGCAGUGGGGCAGAAACCUGGGUGGGCAGUGCUGGUCAGAGAUGUGCAAUGGAACCAGGCCAUAGGGUGGGCAUGUCGCCUCUGACUUUUAAUGGGACGUGCUUCAUUACAUUGGGGCGUGUCACGUCUGAAACAGAUUUCAACAGUGAACCUGUUAAGACGAAGGUAUCUGUGAUUGGGAACUGGACGAGACACAGGUCCAUCCACAUUUUCGGCUGCGCCACCCGCUGCCUCCCGCAGGUAGGAGGAGGCGGUGGCAGCGCCACGCUUAGGGAGGGAAGAGCAGCUCCGCUCGAGUGAUUAGCUGUGGGGCUGGCCCUGGCCGGGUGGGCCCAGCGGCCUCGCCCACCGCCACACAGUGACGUUCUUCCACUUUUGCAAAAAAACAAACAAAACUUAAUAAAACAAACAAACAAACAAAUCCAAAAUGUCGACGCUUGACGAGCACUGAGGCUUUGCGCUUAGCUGACUUGGGGGUAGCGACAGGUGGGUGAGGGCGUCAGGUGACCCUUGUAGAUACGGCGAGCCUGUAUUCGUAAAAACGACAAGAAAACAAACAAACAAACAAAAUGUAUCUUGUGUACAGUGUAAAAUUGACCUUUAAAGAAUCAGAUAUUUUUUAUUAAUCAAGAAGAACACAAGACUUUUACAAAAUGAAACAAUUGAAAUUGUAAUAUUGUUAAAGAAUUAAUAAGGAA
Messenger RNA from Polypterus senegalus (gray bichir), 9032 nucleotides. Its product is annotated as mediator of RNA polymerase II transcription subunit 13-like. Lineage: Eukaryota; Metazoa; Chordata; Cladistia; Polypteriformes; Polypteridae. Gene Ontology annotation, molecular function: transcription coregulator activity. The record is from RefSeq and is a predicted model, not a curated record. Bases 1672 to 8163 code for a protein of 2163 amino acids. Gene Ontology annotation, cellular component: mediator complex. The transcript is spliced from 31 exons. Gene Ontology annotation, biological process: regulation of transcription by RNA polymerase II.